Strigops habroptila (Kakapo) is the source of this 873-nucleotide messenger RNA. It is a transcript of the gene CD8A, whose product is annotated as CD8a molecule. NCBI's taxonomy places the organism in Eukaryota, Metazoa, Chordata, Aves, Psittaciformes, Psittacidae. The record is from RefSeq and is a predicted model, not a curated record.
CUCUGGAUUAGAACUGGAUUUCUUCAGGAAUCCUAUUUUCUCCUCAUUUUGCUGCAGAUGCUGAACAUCGCCCAAGAGGGUCCUGGUGACAUCACAUCCUCCCCAAAGAGCAAUGCAGCCACCCAAGCAAAGCGAGAAAGAUCAUCUCUGCUCCGCUGCACCGUCCCAAAGGAGAAGAUGGCCGGGGCUCCUGCGCUGCUCCUGCUGCUCACUCUGGGGCUCUGCUGCCCUGGGAUCCAUGGCCAGAGGUAUGAGAUGAAGAUUCGCAGCGCCACACAGCCCCAGAUGGGACAGCGACUGGAUCUGCGGUGUGAGAGCAGCAACGAGGACAGUGGCGUAUACUGGGUCCACCAGGACAAGGCUGGGACCCUUCGCUUCAUCGUCUUCAUCUCUUCCCUUUCCCGGACCACCUUUGCGGGGAAUACGAGGACAUCCAAACGCUUUGAGGCGGGGAAAGACAGCAUGUUCUACUGGUUGGUAGUGAAGUCUUUCAUGCCACAGGAUGAGGGGAACUAUUUCUGCCUCAUAAACAUCAACCAAGUGCUGUACUUCAGCUCUGGCCAGCCUGUCUUCUUCCCAGUUACCACCACAGUGGCACACACCACCCCAGCACCCACCAUCCAGCGUGGCAUCACCAAAAGGGACCCCUGCCUGAAGACCACAGAUACAGAGACCAGCAAGGAGAAAGAGCUGGAUUUCUUAUGUGACAUCUUCAUCUGGGUUCCCUUGACAGCCGCCUGCUUCCUGCUUCUCAUCGCCCUGGCAAUCACCGUCAUCCUGUGCCAACAAACCAGGAGACGAAGAUGCCGAUGUAAAAGACCUGCAAAUGGGAAGCCCAAUGUGAAACGUGGCACACCAGGACCACAUGUGUAA